GUAGCAAAACUGGAGCAGCUAGUACUCGAUGGACGUGGGCAUUUAUUGAAGUACGUAGACAAAAAAAGCGCAUGUCACACUGAAAUAGAGAAAUUCUUUAGGGAAAAGACUGCUGUGAAUGCAGCUAGCAAGGAAUUUCUACGCGGCUUAACGGUUUACCAGUCGAAGAUUGAUGCUAUCCAUAAAGCCGUCGAGGAAGGAGACGUCCGACGAGUGAAGUCUCUCAUCGAUCGUCAACAGCUUGCAUUAGCAAGAGAUACCUAUGGUAACGAUGACGUAAUAAAUAAGUGUUUAAAAGUAGGCAUGACUCCACUGCACAAAGCUUUGCUACAUGGACAAACGAACACUGUUAGACAUCUGCUGGCGAAAUAUCCACAGUGUGUGAAUGCAACGGAUCACGUAAGUUUUACACGAAUUUAG
Messenger RNA from Strongylus vulgaris, 420 nucleotides. NCBI's taxonomy places the organism in Eukaryota, Metazoa, Nematoda, Chromadorea, Rhabditida, Strongylidae. The record is from the annotation of a GenBank genome assembly.